Molecule: messenger RNA, 1404 nt
Organism: Mytilus trossulus (common blue mussel)
Lineage: Eukaryota; Metazoa; Mollusca; Bivalvia; Mytilida; Mytilidae
Exons: 6
Coding region: 47-1303 (418 amino acids)
Source: RefSeq, a predicted model, not a curated record
UUAUAUUAUUUAUAGGAAUGUUAGAAAAAUUGGUACAUACAGUCUUAUGUUGUUAAUUUUUGUGGAAAUGUACAAACUAGCUAAUUUAACUGUUUUGUUGUAUAUGACAUUAUCUUCUCAAGUGCAUGCAUUGACAGAAAUCAUUGGACUAGUGGGAGAAACAGUUAUCUUACAAUGUCAGACGUUCGAGAACCGAAGUCAAUGGAUACGGGAGAAUACAGUUUACGGUGAUCGAGGCAUUAUUAAUAUCAAUUUACCUCACAAAGACAAGUUAAAGAUAGUGGGUAACAUACAAAGGGGAGAAUACAAUUUGCAGAUAGAGAAUGUUUCAAGGUCAGACGCAGGAGUAUACAAAUGUUUCAAAACUAUAGAUGGAAACGUUAAUACUACCGAAGUGCUUUUGAACAUCGUGGAUGGCAUGGGUGGUGCGACAGACAAAAAAAAUCUUUAUACUGUUACAGAAAGAUCAUCAACAGAAACACAUAUUGAUGCAGUGCAUGCAAUGACAGAAAUCAUAGGACGAGUGGGAGAAACAGUUAUCUUACAUUGUCAGACGUUCGAGAACCGAAGUCAAUGGAUACGGGAGAAUACAGUUUACGGUGAUCGAGGCAUUAUUAAUAUCAAUUUACCUCACAAACACAAGUUAAAGAUAGUGGGUAACAUACAAAGGGGAGAAUACAAUUUGCAGAUAGAGAAUGUUUCAAGGGCAGACGCAGGAGUAUACAAAUGUAUCAAAACUAUAGAUGGAAAAGUUAAUACUACCGAAGUCCUUUUAAAUAUCGUUGAUGGCAUGGGUGUCGGGACAGACAAAAACACACUGUAUACUGUUACAGAAACAUCAUCAACAGAAUCCCAUAUUGAUGCAGAUAUAACGCUUGGUACAAUUUUGGCAUAUGUGACAUUUAUAAGUGUAAUUAUUUUGGUGAUAUUCAUCGCAACAGUCAUACAUCUUGGCGUUACAAAAAGGCAUACAAGAAAAUAUUUCUUAAAGAUGUCAAAUAAUUACAGCGAAGAAAAUAGCGACAACAGAAUAGGUGCUUAUGAGCUUAUUGAAAGAAAUGUUUCCACCGUUACAAACCAAGACGUAGAAAACAGAGCCGAAAAGAAAUUAAAUGACACCACUGUUGACACUACAGUGAUCGCUGACAAUACCAAGGUCAAGGAAUACUUAGAAAUGACACCAGACAAUGUAAUGUUACCAAUGAGAAGUGUUAAUGUAAAUCAGGAUGGUACCGGGAAUUCGUACCUACUAUUACAAGACACCCGACUGGCGGAACCAAAUCAUUAUAGCAUGUGUACAUAAUCUACAUACACUUUUAAACUGUUUGUACUAAAUAAUGUUUUCAUUGUUGUUUUGUUAUAUAUUUGUUUCUUCCUUUUAGUUGAUUAAAAUUAUUAAAUUUA